UUCUGUCAACGGGAGCAGACAGCAGAGGCUAAUCUUAACUUAAUCACUUUUCCUUUUCACUUUUGUUUUCAAAACUUCACUGCUUGAAACCACAUAAACAGAACUAACUGAUUGUGUUAUUGUUUUGUGAUUUGUCGAUAAAAAAUAUUUUCUGAAGUCCAUCAGUGACAUUAUUAUUUUUUACUCUUACUCACACAAAUCAUGACUUUGGAGAAUGAACAUCCAAGAAAACUGAUCCCUUCUCUUUGUAAACAAUUUUAUGAUCUUGGCUGGGUUACGGGGACAGGAGGAGGCAUAAGCAUCAAACAUGGGAAGGAGAUUUAUAUUGCACCAUCUGGUGUACAAAAAGAAAGAAUUUUGUCUGAAGAUUUGUUUGUUCAAGAUAUUGACGGUAACGACUUAGAAUUGCCUCCAAGUUCAAAAAACCUCAAGAAAAGCCAAUGCACUCCUCUUUUCAUGUGUGCAUACAAAGCUCGCAACGCAGGCGCAGUAAUACACACACACUCUAAGGCUGCAGUAAUGGCAACUCUGCUCUACCCAGGCAAAGUUUUUAAAUGUACACACUUGGAAAUGAUCAAGGGCAUAAAGAAUCCAAAGCUUGGUCGCAACUACAUGUACGACGAGAUGUUAGUGGUGCCGAUCAUUGAGAACACGCCGUGGGAGGAGGAUUUGAAGGAUCGGAUGGCACAGGUGAUGGAAGAAUACCCGGAAACCUCAGCUGUGUUGGUGCGCAGACACGGCGUUUACGUGUGGGGCGAUACGUGGGAAAAAGCCAAGACCAUGUGUGAAUGCUACGAUUAUCUGUUUGACAUUGCGGUCCAGAUGAAGACUGCUGGACUCGACCCAACAAUACCUCCUGCCGGUGUGGAUGAAUUAUAACUUCUAAGGGAAACUGAAUGUGGCAUUUAAAAGAAUAGCCUUUUACACAAUUGAUCUAGAAAUGUAUAUGGAAGUAAAUGGCUACAUAAAAGUGAGAUGAGCCUUAAAACCUAUAAAGCAAAUGUGAUAAUAAUUAUACACACAGGCUAACCCGAGUUCUACCCUUAAAACAUUUUUGGUACACACUGUAAAGGUACUACUAGUAUAAGUGUUUCUGAAAAAAAUAAAAACUAGAUCUUUAAAAUAUGUACAGUAGAACGUCGAUUAUCCGAAGCCCGGUCAUCCGAAACGUCGGUUAACCGAAAGGAAGAAAGAAGCAAAAAUCAAUAAAAUCGCCAAUCACGACUGGCCGUAGCGCUACGCCGCCGCACGGCUGCUAAGUGGUGAAAGUCUAAAUAUAGCUCAAAGGUCUGACCCUCCCCCUUCCCCCAAACCCCUACUUCAUUCAGUGUUACGCCCGCUCACUUCGAGGUCAUUGCACAACCCCUCCCUCCCUUCUAUUGUUUUUCAUUGCCAGUCACUAGUCAGUCGCCGGCGACUGCUUUGAGUUGACCUAUUCUGUUAUAGCAGCUAAAAAAUAGGUUAGGACAACUACCUCUUGCUUAUUUCUACAAUGUAAAACUAAUUGUAUUACUGUAGAAUCUACAGUAGUAAAUAUUAUCCAGUAUUUCACGUAAACACAAGCUACAUUUGAACAAAUAUUGAUUUUUUUACCAAUUUUAACCAAACUCGACUCGAAACUGCCGAGUUAAAAAAUAAGCUCGAGUUUCAAAGGCCGUACUCGACUCGAAUUUGAAAUCUCAAGUACUCGCACAUCUCUAUAAUUAAUCAAAUUUAUAUUAUUGUACAGUAUCCACAGACACGAAAUCGGCAAAUCGCCGCCGGCCGCUAUCCCUUUCCAUCAUUUCCCGUUCCCCGUAUUUUUCCUGUCAAUGACCGAUUAUCCGAAAAAUCAGUUAUCCGAACAACCCCAAUCCCCAAUUAAUUCGGAUAAUCGACGUUCUACUGUAUUUACAUUGUUGAAAAACUGAUUAUUGGUUAAUUGUAUAACUGAUUCAUAAAAUCAAUCAAAACUUUACCUAGGUUUACCUAGUCAAUUAAAAAAUGUUUUAUAUUUUCAUGACCUCCUCUAAUGCAAGGCACAGACAGGAACCCCAUCCCACAUGCGAGGAACAUUUCCCUCAUAUUUGUCCUAGCGAGGGCCGCAGUCCCUGCCUACCAAACCAGCUGUAACACUAAUUCAUAUUGAGUCUAGGACUAGGAAAAGCUAAUGUUUACAUGUUUGUUAUUACUACUGUUAUUAUUUUGACAAGUAGGCCGGUGAAUGAAGGGGUUUGUGGCAUUGCCAAACCUUAUACUGUCCUUGUAUCAGAGGAGGCUGUGAUAUUUUAUGAUUUAGUCCUUAUCAUGUUAAUUUACAAUUUUAAAUAUAUUUUUCAUCUUUAUAAAUUUACUCAGGGAGACAGUUGUUCAUGUAUUGUAUGUUAUACUUAUAAACUA
This is a messenger RNA of Macrosteles quadrilineatus (aster leafhopper), 2379 nucleotides long. Its product is annotated as methylthioribulose-1-phosphate dehydratase-like. The coding region runs from base 202 to 879 and encodes 225 amino acids. NCBI's taxonomy places the organism in Eukaryota, Metazoa, Arthropoda, Insecta, Hemiptera, Cicadellidae. Gene Ontology annotation, cellular component: cytoplasm. The record is from RefSeq and is a predicted model, not a curated record. Gene Ontology annotation, molecular function: metal ion binding; methylthioribulose 1-phosphate dehydratase activity. The transcript is spliced from 6 exons.